CUAAUAUCGCGCAAAUAUCGCUCCUUCUACAAGACAAUUUUUUCCUUAGAUCGUACCAUGUGUCAUCCACUCUCCGAGCCCUCUUCAAACUUUCUCCAGACUUCUUGUCCCGCCGGCGGCCAACUGAAGCAGCAAAGAGAAGUGGACAACGCUGAAGUGAUCAAAGACUCUGAAUGA
Protopolystoma xenopodis is the source of this 177-nucleotide messenger RNA. Lineage: Eukaryota; Metazoa; Platyhelminthes; Monogenea; Polystomatidea; Polystomatidae. The record is from the annotation of a GenBank genome assembly.